This is a messenger RNA of Drosophila busckii, 756 nucleotides long. RefSeq lists its product as uncharacterized. The transcript has 3 exons. Bases 58 to 684 code for a protein of 208 amino acids. NCBI's taxonomy places the organism in Eukaryota, Metazoa, Arthropoda, Insecta, Diptera, Drosophilidae. The record is from RefSeq and is a predicted model, not a curated record.
CAGCAUUAAAAAAAUAUCAAAAAAUUCAACAAAAUUUGUGAUUUUUAAUUUCAAAUCAUGGCUGAGCCUGGUAGUGGUAAAAAUUAUCCCAUAACCAGCUAUGAGGAGCUGCUGCUGCAUCGCCAAAUGUGCAGGCAAGAGAAGCGCAAGGAGCAGAAGCGACUCAAGCGGCAGCGUAAAGCGUUGGCAGCGCAAAGCAGCGACUGGCGCUUGAGCGCUGAGCAGCGCAAACAUAUGCGCAAGGACAUACGACAGACGCGCCGAGAAUUGCGCGCCGAUCGCAAACAGGAAAGAGCCGAAAGGCGCAAGCGCCGUGCUGAGGCCAAGCAAAAGGCUGUGGCUGUGGCGCGCUGCAGCUUGAAAAUGCAAGAGCUUUGUCUGCGUGAGGAGAUGCCGCAAUCAGCUAAAAGCAAUGAGUUGCCAAAAGUGGCGGCUGCCACUAGGGGAAUGACUCAGCAGUUAAGCAUUGCAGGCGCCACGAACAAGCCGCGCAUUGCCCAAAUUGUUGCCGCUCAGCCGCCGCUGACUGAGUCCAGCAGGGAAACGCUGCUGCGUUUGGAGCAAAAACAUCUCAAGCAGCGCUUGGCACAGAUAAAGCAAAUGGCAAAAAUAGAGACAACUAAACAAUCUCAAGCGCUGCUUGCAGCAAUGCGCCCUAAUUUGAAUUCGUAUUUUGCUAACUAAAUACUAAACAAGCAUAAUAACAAAUAAUUGUACAACAAAAAUAACACAAGCGCUUGAAUAUUAAAUGACAUA